AUGAUUCUUUGUUAUUGCUUUUUUCGCAUUCCAGUUUUACGUUUUCUCGAACGACUCAAAACAACGUCACUAGAAAUCGCGUUAGUGUCAGUUUUCGAAGCCCCAUCUUCCAAUGGACAUGAUCAAAAGGGUGCCCGGAUCCUACGUGUGGGCAAGUCCGCAUCACCAGCCCCGGCAGCUGCGGCGGAUGGUGGUCCUGCAGCCGAGCAGAAAGCAGAUGUGACCAGUCUCGGAAUAGGCAGCACUGACAUUAAGGAGACUUUAAACACAAGAACCGAUGCAUCCGGAAUACAAGCAGCCUCUGCUAUCUGGGGAAAGAAAGGGAAAUGGCUCGUCAUUAUUGGUGAGAUUGAUAACUCGACAGUGUAUAUCUACAACAACUACUCAACGUCCUCAUUUGGUGCCCUGUCAAAGCUCGCAACUCUGAACACAGCCGCAUCUGUGCUGUUUGCUGUUAUCAAGCCGCCGGUUGCAAAGCUAUCCAGUGUCAUUGGCCGCGGCCAGACUUAUGUGCUGACUAUAAGCUUGUACAUAUUGUCAUACAUCCUCAUGGCCUCUGCGAAGACCCUGAAUACGUAUGCAGCGGGGUUUAUCUUGUACACGGUGGGACAGUCGGGAACAAACAUCAUGAAUGAUAUUGUCAUCUCCGACCUCAGCAAUGCGAGAUGGCGUGGCUUUGCGAUCGCGUUUUCUUUCGCUCCUUAUUUAAUUACCCCGUGGGUCUCUGGGUUCAUCGUUGACAGCGUCGUGAACGGGAUUGGGUGGCGCUGGGGCAUCGGCAUGUUUGCGAUCAUCAUGCCCUUCGGAGCCAGUUUCAUCAUCACAACCCUGCUCUACUACCAGACCCGAGCGAAGAAGAUGGGUCUGGUCGAACGCCAGAAACAGUCGGUCUCUGAAUUCUUCUCCCAGAUCGAUGUCGGAGGCUUGAUCCUCUUCAGCGGAGGCUUUGCUUUGAUAUUGGUUCCAAUGAGCUUGGCCGCAACAACAACCAGCCAAUGGAAGACGCCAUACGUCGAUGCACUGAUCGCCAUCGGGGGCGUCAUGCUGAUAGCUUUUCCAUUUUACGAGCACUAUGUUUCUCGACAUCCGUUCAUGCCUCCCGAGUAUUUCAAGAGCUUGACCAUUCUUCUUUGUCUAUUUCUUAUCGCAACAGACACUAUUGGGUUUUCAUGCACACACGCAUAUCUUUACACUUGGGCGACUGUUGCUCGAGGCUUUUCGGCGCGCGACGCCACUUUUUACAAUGCAACCAAUGGUGUGAUGCAAUGCUUUGUUGCCAUCAUCGCUGGCGGCUUCAUGUUCUGGACGCGUCGAUAUAAGUGGCUGGUAAUCCUUGGCGCAAUCAUUCGCCUCGUCGGGUACGGCAUCAUGAUUCGCCUGCGGGGCGCGUCCAACUCUAUGUUCGAGCUAUUCUUCGUUCAGAUUAUGCAAGGGUUUGGAUCGGGGAUCAUGCAGACGAAUUUGAUUGUGCCAGCUCAAAUCUCAGUACCUCAUGCCCAGAUGGCGCAGAUCACGGCUCUUGUGAUCUGCUUUUCCUUCCUUGGAUCGAGUAUUGGUUCUUGCAUUGCGGGCGGGAUAUACUCGGGCAAGAUUGACCAAGCAUUAUGGCAUCACCUCGGCAAGAAUGCGACACACGAGCAAGUAUCGAGCCUUGCCAAUUCGAUUACUGGAGUUCUCCCCGCUUGGGGAUCUUCAGAACGCAUAGCGAUCAACUUGGCUGUAUGA
Penicillium chermesinum is the source of this 1725-nucleotide messenger RNA. RefSeq lists its product as uncharacterized. The coding region runs from base 1 to 1725 and encodes 574 amino acids. The record is from RefSeq and is a predicted model, not a curated record. Gene Ontology annotation, biological process: transmembrane transport. Lineage: Eukaryota; Fungi; Ascomycota; Eurotiomycetes; Eurotiales; Aspergillaceae. The transcript has 2 exons. Gene Ontology annotation, molecular function: transmembrane transporter activity.